AUGUCGACCACCGUGGAAAAGAUCAAACAAAUCGAAGAUGAGAUGGCCAAGACGCAAAAGAACAAGGCCACGUCCUUCCACCUGGGACAGCUCAAGGCCAAGCUCGCCAAGCUGAAGCGCGAGCUGCUGACGCCGAGCGGCGGCGGCGGCGGCGGCGGCGCGGGCUUCGACGUGGCGCGCACGGGCGUCGCCAGUAUCGGCUUCAUCGGCUUCCCGUCGGUGGGCAAGAGCACGCUCAUGAGCAAGCUGACGGGCCAGCACUCCGAGGCGGCGGCGUACGAGUUCACGACGCUGACGAGCGUGCCGGGGCAGGUCGUCUACAACGGCGCCCCCCUUCAAAUCAUCGACUUGCCCGGCAUCAUCGAAGGCGCCAAGGACGGCCGCGGCCGCGGUCGCCAGGUCAUCGCCGUGGCCAAGACGUGCCACCUCAUAUUCAUCGUGCUCGACGUCAACAAGCCCCUGACGGACAAGCGCGUCAUCGAGGCCGAGCUGGAAGGCUUCGGCAUCCGAAUCAACAAGUCGCCGCCUAACAUCACCUUCAGGAAGAAGGACAAGGGCGGCCUCAACGUCACGAGCACCGUUCCCCUGACGCACAUCGACCACGACGAGAUCAAGGCCGUCAUGAGCGAGUACCGCAUCAAUUCGGCCGACAUCACGAUCCGGUGUGACGCGACCGUCGACGACCUGAUUGACGUGCUGGAGGCCAAGAGCCGGAGUUACAUACCCGUCGUCUACUGCCUCAACAAGAUCGACUCCAUCAGCAUCGAGGAGCUGGAUCUCCUGUACCGCAUUCCCAACGCCGUGCCCAUCAGCUCGGAGCAUGGCUGGAAUAUUGAUGAGCUCAUGGAGGCCAUGUGGGACAAGCUGAGCUUGAAGCGUGUGUACACCAAGCCCAAGGGCAAGGCGCCCGACUACUCGGCGCCUGUGGUGCUUCGGGCCACAAGGUGCACGGUAGAGGACUUUUGUAACGCCAUCCACCGGAGCAUUGUGGAGCAGUUCAAGACGGCGAUUGUAUACGGCAAAUCAGUCAAGCACCAGCCGCAAAGGGUCGGCCUUGCGCACGAGCUGGAGGACGAGGAUGUUGUGACCAUUGUCAAACGAUGA
Molecule: messenger RNA, 1104 nt
Organism: Purpureocillium lilacinum
Lineage: Eukaryota; Fungi; Ascomycota; Sordariomycetes; Hypocreales; Ophiocordycipitaceae
Product: GTP-binding protein rbg1
Biological process (GO): cytoplasmic translation
Cellular component (GO): cytoplasm
Molecular function (GO): GTPase activity; GTP binding
Source: RefSeq, a predicted model, not a curated record